This is a messenger RNA of Durio zibethinus, 714 nucleotides long. Its product is annotated as dirigent protein 25-like. Lineage: Eukaryota; Viridiplantae; Streptophyta; Magnoliopsida; Malvales; Malvaceae. The record is from RefSeq and is a predicted model, not a curated record.
AUGGCCAUGGUUUCCUCAUGGCUUUCCAUAAUUUUGUUGCUUUUCUUGUUCAUGACCGUCAUCGACAAAUCAACUUCAGUUAGAAAUCUUGGCAACCCAACUUCAAGUCAUCAUCAUCACCACAAGCAUCACAAAAUCUCGUUCCUUAUGCAAGAUUUGCUCAAUGUUACUCAACCUGCAACCACUAAAGUCACUGGUCAGCUUCCAUUUUCCAAGCCACUAGGCUUUUUUCCUCCUAAUGGAGGCAUCCCAAUUCCUGAAUCUGAUCCAAAAGUUGCAGGGUCUGGAUUGUCAACUCAAACGUUUGAUGUUUCCAACAUUGGGUUAUAUUUUCCUGCUAGAGCUACUCUUCAGGAACUGGAAUUUGGGGCAGUGAUGACAAUUGAUGAGAACUUGUUUGAUGGUUCAAUUAAUGGAUCACCACUUGGAAAAGCACAAGGUCUAUAUGUUGCAAGUUCAGAAGAUGGAACUAGUCAUAUGAUGGCUAUGACUACUUUUUUCGCAGAGAGUAAAUUUAAGGAUGGCUUAAGGUUUUUUGGUUUGCAUAGGAGAGAUGUAGCAGAGUCUCAUAUUGCUGUAAUUGGUGGCAUUGGGAAAUAUGUUGGUGCAAAUGGUUAUGCAACAGUUAAGGCUGUAGAAUUAAGGUCUAAUGCUGCUGCUGCAGAGAAACAAGGAGUCAACAAGCUUCUUUUGUUCAAUGUUUAUCUCAGUUAA